AUGAGAAAAAUAGAAAAUUAUACCGGAGAAUAAGCCAGAGCUUAUAAAAAAUUUGCCUAAAAAGCAAAAGGAAGCAGAGCUGAUUUUGAAGCAGAUUGUAUUAUUAUCAUUUUAUUUUAAGUAAACUUUAAUGAGGCUCCAAGUAAAUUUGUUAAAUCGAAUGAAUCAAAAUAGACAUUGAAAUCAAUUAAAGAUUAAAUAGAUUAUUUUGGAUAUGAGAUUGAACCAUUUAAUAUGAAGAAUGAAAGAGAUGUUGGUAAGUUUGAUGAUGGUGGAUAUUUUGUAUUCGAUAAAGCUAAAGAUAAAUCAGUAAAGUAUUAAUCAUUUUACAUUAGUGAUGCUUGGUUAGAUUAAUUAGAUUAAAGUAAUAUGUUUUAAGAGUUACAAGAAAAGGCUUAAGCAGAAAACUCAAAAAAAAUAUAGAAACAAUUAAAAGAAGCUAAUAAGAAUUAUGAAAGAAGGAUGUAGAAAAUAAGGGGAGAUGGUUUUUUUAGUUCAACUAAAUUUACAUCAAAAGCAGAAGCUGAAGAAUUCUAUAAGAACAAAUAAUAAAAAAAUGAAGAAGAAGAGGUAGAAGUGGAAGUAGAAGCUAAUUAAAAAGUAGAAGAAAAAGAAAAAGAAUAAUAAGUAAUUUAACCAGAAGAAUAAGAAGUUAAAUUAGAACAGUUAAGAAUUGAUUAAUUAAAGGAAAUUCUUUAUGAACUUCUUGAAGAAAAUGAGAAUGCAAAUUAGGCAAUGAAAAGAGUUAGAUAAAAAUUAGCUAAUAAUCAAAAAAAAGUGUUUAAAAAAAAUGUUAGGAAAGAUAAUAGUCAAUAAAAUGAUAAUUAAAAUUAGAAGGUUUAAGAAAAUAAUAAUGAGGCUAAAGAUGAAGCAAAAUAAACAUUAGAUAUUUUGGUUGAUAUCUGUACAAUAAUAGUAAAAAAAAGUAAUGAUCCUUCUAUUUAUAACAUAAAAAAAGAAGAAUUAAUACCUUAAAAGGUGUCUCGUUUAGAAGAAGAUGAUAUAUUUUGA
This is a messenger RNA of Paramecium pentaurelia, 1011 nucleotides long. The record is from the annotation of a GenBank genome assembly. Lineage: Eukaryota; Ciliophora; Oligohymenophorea; Peniculida; Parameciidae.